AUAAUAUUUACAAAUAGAACUUUGCUUUAGCUCAAGCAUAAGCACAUAUAGGCGCCCACAAUCUCCAUUUUCACCAAUCACAACUUAGCAGCUUUGACCCUUUCCCUUUCUUUUUCUGCUUUGCUUUUUCACUCUCUUCUAAUUCCCCUGUUUCAUACAUUAUUAUAUAAGCAUUCAUUCUCUCUUGCUCUCUUUGCUUUUGCUUUUUUGCUUUAUAAAAGAGCUAACAAUUUCUCAAAGUAGCUCCCUUUUCUUGGAUUUUCACUGAUUUUUGAUGUUGUAAUGAUUUUGGGUUUUUUGAAUUUUGAUCUAUAUAUUGUUUUUUCAGUGUUUUAAUUCAGUGUUUUAGUUGGAUUUUGGAUCUUUUUAUGUAUAUCUAGGUUUUUUUUUUCAUCAAGAUCUGAUUUUUCCUUGGAUUUUGGAGCUUGAGGUUCUUUUAAAGAGAUUCCUUCAUGGAUUCCAUUAAUGCUUGAAUGAUUUAAAAGUUAAAAAAACAACCAUUUCUCUGCAAUUUUUUUUUCUUGGACUUUCUCUCUCUUUGAACAAGAGGGAGAAAAAAAGCAGAGCUUUUAUUUUUAGGGGCAAAUCAUCUUUGGCAAAGAACAAUGAAUAGGGAACUUGAAAUCCUUUCACCAGCUUCUUAUUUACAGACAUCAAAUUGGUUGUUCCAAGAGAGUAAAGGUACUAAAUGGACACCACAAGAGAACAAGUGUUUUGAAAAUGCUUUAGCUUUGUAUGAUAAAGACACACCUGAUAGAUGGUUUAAGGUAGCUGCCAUGAUUCCUGGUAAAACAGUUGGUGAUGUUAUCAAACAAUACAGGGAAUUAGAAGAAGAUGUUAGUGAUAUAGAAGCUGGUUUGAUCCCAAUCCCUGGUUAUAGUAGUGAUUCUUUUACGUUGGAAUGGGUUAAUGAUGGUCAAGUGUUUGAUGGGUUUAGAAAUUAUUAUUAUACACCUGGUGGUAAAAGAGGGACUGGGACUAGACCUGAUCAAGAAAGGAAGAAAGGUGUUCCAUGGACUGAAGAAGAACACAGGCAAUUUCUAAUGGGGCUUAAAAAGUAUGGCAAAGGUGAUUGGAGAAACAUUUCGCGGAAUUUCGUGACUACGAGAACACCGACUCAAGUGGCGAGUCAUGCUCAAAAAUACUUCAUCAGGCAAGUAACCGGAGGGAAAGAUAAGAGAAGGUCAAGUAUCCAUGACAUCACGACGGUUAACAUCCCCGAUACCAUCUCUUCUUCACCGGAUCAAAGCAAGCCUUUGUCUCCAAGUAAUUCUUCCACAGUCAUGCAACCACAACAACAACCGAAAGCAACCAGUGUUACUAAAGAAAUCCUCGACUUCGAGUGGAACCAACGGAAUGAAGGAGCAGCUAUCAUUUUCGACCAGACGAGCAGCGGCAAUGCACUCCUCUCACCUUACUGUGGGAUGAUUUCUUCAUAUGGACCUCAAUUCGGAUCGUACAACGCUCUUUUCCAGUCUAUGCAACAUCCAUAGAUCUUCAUCGAUGAAUCAAUCAAAAGCCCUUGUAUCAGCUAGCUUUGAUCAAUUCCACAUGUGUAUAUGUUGAAGAUGCAAUUUAGUCCCAUAUUUAUCAAUCACUGUAAUGAGAGAUCACUUAAAUGGUUAUGUGAUUAUCAUUGAAAUUAUGCAUCAUUGAACCAUAAAAAGAAA
Molecule: messenger RNA, 1670 nt
Organism: Gossypium arboreum
Lineage: Eukaryota; Viridiplantae; Streptophyta; Magnoliopsida; Malvales; Malvaceae
Product: transcription factor DIVARICATA-like
Exons: 2
Coding region: 606-1493 (295 amino acids)
Molecular function (GO): DNA binding
Source: RefSeq, a predicted model, not a curated record